Messenger RNA from Ostertagia ostertagi, 396 nucleotides. Lineage: Eukaryota; Metazoa; Nematoda; Chromadorea; Rhabditida; Trichostrongylidae. The record is from the annotation of a GenBank genome assembly.
UAGCGCUAAGCUUUACGAGAAUAGCGCCUACGGAUCAAAGGAAGAAAAUGUGUUGGAUUCAUGAAGCCACGCCCAUUGGACGAGUUUUCAUAGCUACGACUGGUCGAGGGACAACUCGUCCGGACCUAUGUGCCAAUUUUACAUGUGAAAAUGGAGGCAGUUGCAUAAUAGAUGACCAUGACCAUGCGGCCCACUGUAUAUGUCAGACCGGUUAUGGAGGCGUACACUGCGAAAGAGAACUGACGAAAUGCGAAGAAUUUCCGGAACCGCUUGAAUGUCUUAACGGUGGUACAUGCAUGGUCACCAACCGCACUCAAUACUGUGAAUGUUCUAUCGCUUUCUCCGGCACUAACUGUGAAGUGUUUGGUGUGAGUGAUACGCUAUUAGAAAACUUUU